UUAAGUGUUAGUAACACAAAUAAUUGGUUUGUCAGAGCAGAGUUUCGAUUAUUUAGAAAUGUUCGGCGUAUCUGACAAGUUGAAACUGAGAUUCUAGAGUGACAAGCUUAACAAGUAGUUUCUGAAGUUGUUGUUGACGUAAGACCUGUUUGUCUGCGGUUGAAUCACCUCCGAGACUGUCUUACGAUGUCAGGUGGGCAGGUGACUGGCUUUUGGGGAAACAAGUAUUAAAUGUACGCUGGACAAAGAAACACAAAUACUCUAGUGGGUUUUCACAAAUGCCACAGCCUGAGAUUUCAUUAGGUAGCCGAGGUCAAAUUUAUGUAGUAUGGCGGACGUGUUCUUGUCUUCUGAUGCAAGAUCUUUGCUGGAGAAUAAAUAUGUCAUAAUUAUGGGGGAUUCUGUUCAGAGGUCAAUCUACAAGGACUUUGUGUGUAUGCUACAGCAGGAUCAGUAUUUGACAGAUAAGCAGCUUCGCUGUAAAGGGGACUUGAACUUUUUGAAGGACACCCUGAUCGAGGGCGGGAAGUUGGCGACUCUCAGCAAUAGCGCUGGAUAUCGUGAAAUGAGAGAGUACCACACGGACUACCACCUGAUCAAAUUCUACUUCAUCACCCGUUGUUACUAUAGUUACGUGGAAAAAGUCCUGGAGUCUGUCACGUCCCAGGACCUAAAGCCCGACAUCUUCAUCUUGAAUUCUUGCGUGUGGGACAUAAGCAGGUAUGGGCCAAAUGGUGUGGGAAAAUACAAAGAGAAUCUCCUGAAGCUGGUGAAAAAACUGAAAAGUGCUUUGCCGGAGGACUGCCUGGUCAUCUGGAACACGACGUUACCUAUUUCCAGUGAUGCGAAAGGUGGUUUUCUUGUACCUGAGGUAGAGUUCAUGACCAGCUCUCUCCACCUUGACAUACUACAGGCCAACUUCUUCGCUCAGAAAAUCAUGACGACUGCCGGAUUUGAUGUCCUUGACCUUCAUUAUUACCUACGUCACCACAUUCAUCGGCGUGCUGAGGACGGAAUCCACUGGGACAUGACGGCCCAUCGGCGCAUCACAAACCUUCUUCUGACGCACAUCUCUGAGGCCUGGGGGAAGGGGUUACCCAGAAAUGUGGACCAGUAUACAUCUAUUGACACAGAGUUCCUCGCCCAGACUUUGGUUGACAAUGAGGCCAACAACAACAAUGUAGCUCAGGAGAUAGCUCAGCGCCCUAAGGUAAAGGCUCGACGUCGCAAGGGGGCCACGAACAAAAACUCGCCAUUCGUGAACAUGAUGAACAUGAUGAACAAGAGACAUAAGAGCCCGUCUAUUAACAUGGAGAACGCUAUGAUGUCAAGUGAUUCUGUAAGGAUGGUAAAUGCCCACUCCCCACUUGCACAGAAUGCCGUCAAUGGUGUACACUCAUCCUUUGAGCUUCAGGCCCAAAUCAUGACCAUGAAUCGGGUUAAAGCAGCCUUCAUUCAGAACGGCAACAUGGCAGGCUCCGGUGUGGUGCCUAACAGGUCCUUCUCCUCUGGCAGCAUGAACCUCCCCAUGAUGGUGGAUCCCCAGGAGAGAUAUGGUGGGCCCGUCAACCGUACCCCAUACAACCACCUCGAACCUACUGUGUGGACUCAUGCCCACAGAUCCCCGUAUGCAUGGCAGACUCCUUGCAUGGAUCCCCUUGCGAUGUCCUCCAUGAGGUCACCGCACAUGCCCCCUCUGUGUGUGGAUAAUCAGUUGUGGUACCCCUCGGGAAUGGGGUCACCAGACAUUUAGCCAUGAAAAUGGGAACAAUUUCAGGUACCUUGUGAAAGCUACAUGUAGUGCUUAAUACCUGUGUUUUGAUAUCAGCUUUUCAAAUGAAGCAGUGAGCAUAACAGAACAUACACCAAGACUUCACAUUCUACAAGACAAUCUAGAACAUUGGAAGACAAUCUGGAACACUCCACAAGAUAAUCUGGAACACUCCACAACACAAUCCAAAACGCUCCACAACACAAUGCAGAACAUUGCACACCAUAAUCCAAAAUAAGACAAUCCAGAACAAUCUACUUGACAAUCCAGAACACCAGACAUUCCAAAACACUUUGUAAUCCCGAAUACUGUAAGACUCCGCAAGAUAAUCCAGUAACACUUCACAACACAAUCCAAAACACUUCACAACACAAUCCAAAACACUCCACAACACAAUCCGACACACUCCACAAGACAAUCUAACACACUCCACAACGCAAUCCAACAAACUCCACAACACAAUCCAAAAUAAUCCACUCGAAAAUCCAAUAUGUUCAAUAAGACAAUCCAGAACACUCCACUUGAAAUCCAGAACACAAUUCAGUACACACCACUGGACAAUCCAGUAUAUUCCACAAGACAAUCCAGUACAUUCCACAAGACAAUCCAGUAAAUUCCACAAGACAAUUCAGAAGACUUCACAAGACAAUCCAGUACAUUCCACAACGCAAUCCAGAAGACUCCAUAACACAAUCCUGUACAUUCCACAAGACAAUCCAGAAGACUCCACAACACAAUUCAGAAGACUCCACAAGACAAUCCAGAAGACUCCACAAGACAAUCCAGAAGACUCCACAACACAGUCCAGUACAUUCCACAACACAGUCCAGUACAUUCCACAACACAAUCCAGUACACACCACAGCAAAAUCCAGAAGACUCCACAAGACAAUCCAAUACAUUCCAGAACGCAAUCCAGAACAGUGGAAGACAAUCUGGAACACUCCACAUUACAUUCCAGCAUUUAAAUUGCCUUUUUAACAAUAUGUUAUGAAAAAGAAUGUCUUGAGAUACUAAUUUGCUUUCAUUUACAUGUGAGUACAAGCCGGUGCAAAAUACGUGUUGUAUGUUAAAUAACAUGUAAUUAAGGUUGAUUUUGAUUUGAUGCAGUUGAAAUUAUCUGUUGUCUUGUCAGCUG
This is a messenger RNA of Liolophura sinensis, 2908 nucleotides long. RefSeq names its product PC-esterase domain-containing protein 1B-like. The record is from RefSeq and is a predicted model, not a curated record. The transcript has 5 exons. Lineage: Eukaryota; Metazoa; Mollusca; Polyplacophora; Chitonida; Chitonidae. The coding region runs from base 329 to 1753 and encodes 474 amino acids.